Folsomia candida is the source of this 1389-nucleotide messenger RNA. RefSeq lists its product as uncharacterized. The transcript is spliced from 3 exons. NCBI's taxonomy places the organism in Eukaryota, Metazoa, Arthropoda, Collembola, Entomobryomorpha, Isotomidae. Bases 1 to 1389 code for a protein of 462 amino acids. The record is from RefSeq and is a predicted model, not a curated record.
AUGGGAUACAAGAAAGAUAAGUCAAUUGAACCAAUUUAUGUGCAUCAGAUUUUGAGUAAACUGGAUCCUUGUGCAAAAGAUUUAUGGGAGCAUACAUUGAAAGAUAAGGACAUGCCUAGUUUCGAUGAAUUAUGUGAAUUUUUGGAACGCCAUGCUAGUGCAUUGGAUGAAAACCCUCAACAACAAAACAAACCCAAAGUUAAUGUGUAUCAUACCCAAACACAACAACCUGUCAACAAGUGCGUGCUAGGAUGCAAUCAUUCACAUCCAGUCUUCAAAUGCAGGAAGUUUCUGGAUGGCAAUGUCGAGCAACGUUGGGUUAUGCAUGGACAAUCAAAUUGUGUUGGAAAUUUUAAAUGCAAAAAAUGUAACAAAGCCCAUAAUUAUUUGCUUCAUAUUGAAAAUGCUCAACAGAACCGAAGAGAAGAUCGACCACAACAAGUUUAUCAUACAAAUGUGCGUCGUGAUGCUUCUCCUGAUCGUCGAGAUUCAAGACCUAAUGAAGGAACAAAUCAUGACGAAAACAAUUAUAUCUAUCGAGGAGGAAAUCCAGCAACAGCCAGAGUAAAUGUGAAAAAUAAUUUGAAUGAAAAUGUGAAUUGUCGUGUGUUACUGGAUAAUGCAUCAACCAGUAAUUUUAUAACAGUAUCUUGUGCGAAAAAACUCAAAUUGAAAAAACGAAAAGCCUAUGUACCUAUUAAUGGACUAGGACAAACUGAACUUGGAUGUACAAAGGGUAGUGUAGAUGUCACUUUUGGCCCGUAUUUUGAUGAAACCAAAUUGUUUAACAUGGAAGCUUAUAUUGUUCCAAAAAUUAGUAAAUUACCAAUGAAGGAGAUUGGCAAUAGCGUUGUGAGCCAUCUUCCAAAAAUUAACCUUGCGGAUCCAGAAUUUCAAACUUCAGCUGAAAUCGAUAUCUUAGUGGGUGCAGAAUUGUACUACGAGAUAGUCGAUGGAGAAAAGAAUAUGGAUUCUUCAACCAGUCCGAUCGCAAUCAAGUCACAAUUGGGCUGGCUGAUUGGCGGCAGCAAAACAACCUCAAAGAGGGAGUUGACAAUGUGUCAUACUCAAACCAAUGAAUUGGAAAAAUUGAACCAUAGUGAAAAUACGUUGAAAUUAGAAACAUUAAUGAAAAGUUUUUGGGAAUUAGAAACAUUGCCAGCCUUACCAAUUCUUAGUAAUGAAGAGAAAUUGUGUGAAGUGCUGUUUAACAAAACUGUGAAAAGAGAUUGUGAUGGAUCAUUCAUUGUCCAAUAUCCAUUUAAAGAACCAAGAAUUGAAUUAGGAAGUUCGUUAUCAAUUGCGAUACGACAAUUUAAACAAGUUGAAAAACGUUUCCCAAUGCAAAUCCACCCCAAGUUAUGUAUGUAUCACGCCCUACAACAGUAA